Gambusia affinis (western mosquitofish) is the source of this 3844-nucleotide messenger RNA. RefSeq names its product oxysterol-binding protein-related protein 10. The record is from RefSeq and is a predicted model, not a curated record. The transcript has 14 exons. Bases 343 to 2790 code for a protein of 815 amino acids. Gene Ontology annotation, cellular component: cytosol; membrane; intracellular membrane-bounded organelle. Gene Ontology annotation, molecular function: cholesterol binding. NCBI's taxonomy places the organism in Eukaryota, Metazoa, Chordata, Actinopteri, Cyprinodontiformes, Poeciliidae.
UUAGUGUGGAGUGGGAGUGUCUGCGCGCUGCUCUCUUUCCCAGCAGGAAAAACGCUGGAGCCGAAACACUUUGGCACAGCGCGCACUGCUGCAGAGGAGAGAGCAACGGCUUCAACACACCGAGGAUUAUGUCAGCUUCCCGUCGCAUCGAGGGACGCUUCAACCAGCUGAUGAACAUCCACUGCCUCUGCUUCAGCUCAGCGGACACUCGUCGCUCUGUUUACCACAUGAUCUGCUGAAAUCCCUCCACUACAGGCUGCUGCGUCGGCUCCAUCCCCAUCCUCCCUCUUCUCCUCUUCCUCCUCCACCCCUCCACCAGCUUUCUGUAGUCCCGAAGCCAGGAUGGAAAAGACGCUCUGCAGUCCCGGGACCAACAGAACCAACUCCUCCUCGUCGCCCAGGAAGCCCGCAAGUCGGAGCGGCUCGCACAGCCCCGGUUCCGGUUCUCUGGGAGGCUCGGCUGGAGCCGGAGGCGGCCGGGGGACGGUGCAGGGCAGCGGCGUGAGUCUGCAGCAGCAGGAGCUGCAUGCGCGCAGGAGGCAGCUGGAAGGAGUGCUGAGCAAAUACACCAACCUGAUCCAAGGCUGGCAGAACAGGUACUUUGUGUUGGAUCCUGAGCUCGGCCAGCUGCAGUACUUCAUCAAUGAGCAGGGGAAAACCCAGAAGCCUCGAGGGUCGCUGCCCCUCAUCGGUGCCUCUGUAACCACGAGCGACGAGGCGCCCUACAUGUUCAUCGUUCACUCCGUCAACGGGGAGCUUUACAAACUUAAAGCGUCUGACACUAAGGAGCAGCAGUUUUGGAUCAAUCAGCUCCAAGCUUGUGCCAGACGCCACUCUGACAGCAGUGCCAAGGGGAGGAAGCUGAAGAGCUCAGAUGAACACCUGAGUGUUGACCGAGCGGGAGGGGGACAAGAUGAUGCUCGGACAGCAGAGCAAGGGGCAGAGCAGAACGAUGGAGAGGUGGCUGGAGCUUCAGGGCUCCAGGUGAGGAAAAAGGAAAAGGAAAAAGGCUCCUCAUCAUCUGGUCGGACACGUAGCUUCUCCCUCCUCCCACACCUAACUCCAUCUUCAUCCCCGAACUCCCAGAGGCACCAGGGCCAGUCGGCCGCGCCCAGCAACAUCGUCACCAUCACCCACCACAAGUCCCCAGCUGCAGCUCGCCGGUCCAGGAGUCAGUAUCCAGGACAGCUGCUGGAGGUCAAGGAGGUGAUGUCCCAAGCAGAGGGCCAACAGAAGGACCUUGUCCACUCCAUCGACUCUCUGCCCACCAAAGGCCCGCUGUCCUGUUUGGACCAGGACCUGCUGCUGCUCAAAGCCACGUCUGCUGCCACGCUCAGCUGCCUGGGAGAGUGCCUGAACAUCCUGCAGCAGACUCAGAGCCACAGCAGCCAAGCGCCGCCUCAGUCCCACGCCUCCCAGCGUAACCGGGGAACCCUCUCUGAUGGUGUUCCUGUGUGGAUUGUACCAAAGUCGCCCUCAGGCGAGCAGCUGAAGAACGGAGGUCUGACUCCUCUACAAUCAGCCGAGCACUCCCCGGCUCUCAGGAAAAGGAGUCUGUCCCCUGGUGCUGAGCAGCACCUCGGGCUGGAGGACAUCAGUCCCAGUGAGGAGGUGACGGACACGGAGGACAACGAUGAGGAGGAUCUGGGCGUCCUGGACGACCAGCGCAGCGUCAUCCUUCACCUGCUGUCCCAACUCAAACUGGGGAUGGACCUCACGCGGGUGGUGCUGCCCACGUUCAUUUUGGAAAAGCGAUCCCUGCUAGAGAUGUACGCCAACUUCAUGGCCCACCCCGACAUGUUCCUGUCCAUCACAGCCGGGGCCACCGCCGAGGACAGAAUCGUGCGCUUCGUGGAGUAUUACCUGACCGCGUUUCACGAGGGACGGAAAGGCGCGGUGGCCAAGAAGCCCUACAACCCGGUUCUGGGGGAGACGUUCCACUGUUCCUGGGAAGUUCCUCGGGACAAAGUCAAACCUUUGGUCAGAUCAAACCAAGGGCCGGCGCGGGAACCCGGCAGAGGAUCCAACAACUCGCAGCAAGGGGAAGAUUCGCCCGACGGCUCUUACAGAGUCCGGUUUGUCGCAGAGCAGGUGUCCCAUCAUCCACCUGUUUCUGGGUUUUACUGCGAGUGCCGGGAGCGGCAGAUGUGCAUCAACGCUCACGUGUGGACCAAGAGCAAGUUCAUGGGCAUGUCUGUGGGCGUGUCCAUGGUGGGAGAAGGAGUCCUGUGUCUCCUGGAGCACGACGAGGAGUACGUCUUCACGCUGCCCUGCGCCUACGCCCGCUCCAUCCUCACCGUCCCCUGGGUGGAGCUGGGGGGAAAAGUCUCCAUCAACUGCAUCAAGAGCGGCUACUCAGCCACGGUGACCUUUCACACAAAGCCUUUCUAUGGAGGGAAGGUGCACAGGGUGACAGCGGAGGUGAAACACAACCCAACCAACACCAUCGUGUGCAAAGCACAGGGCGAGUGGAACGGCACGCUGGAGUUCACCUACAGCAGCGGGGAAACCAAAGUGAUCGACACGUGCAAACUUCCUGUCAUCAGGAAGAAGCUGCGACCCGUAGAGAGGCAGGGCAAGAUGGAGUCCAGGCGGCUUUGGCAACACGUCACCAAGUCUCUGAAGGAAGGAAACAUGGAAGAAGCCACGGAGCACAAACACAGGCUGGAGGAGAGUCAGCGGGUGGAGAAGAGGAAGAGAGCAGCGGAUAACAAACCCUGGACACCAAAAUACUUCACUAAAGAGGGAGACGGUUGGAUCUACAACAACCCGCUGUGGAAGUCGACCUGACAGCGGAACAACGCGCCUCCUGCGGAUAAAAACCCCGUCCUCCACGCCGAGGCCUGGUCUCAAAGCGAAGCGGCGCCGUCCUCCACGGACCUUCAGAUUCACAGACGGUGGAGAGAAACAUGAAGCAAGCGAGGUGCCAAAGGGAUUUCCUCAGUUGGAACCAACAGAGUGAGCCUUUGGACCCCCGGGACCGAAGAACACUUUUAUAGUCUUACUGCUUACAGUAGAAUAUUUCUAUUUUUCACUUUGCUAAGGCCUUUUCUUUCCCACAGUGACGACAUUUAGCACUUGUAUUAGUUUGACUGGUCAUCAGUGUUGAAGCUUUAGACCCGAUCAAGUCUUCUGUAACACACCACACUGUAGCUGUAAAUGACUUUGUUAAUGAAGCACUUUUACCAGAGAAAAAUUAACUAUUUUAUACGUCACAGUGGCUUUUACCUCUCUGAGCUUUACAGAAAUCUAACCCUAUUGAAAGAAGAGAUUUAAAUGUACGACGUUAUAUCAUAGUCUAUAUUAUUACAGUGUUUUCGUCUGCACUCUGAAUGUAUCUGGCCACAUUUUAAUAUUCCUCACCGUAAUUGUAUUGACUGAUUCAACAUGUUUUCACCUGUUUUUCCCCCUAAAUCUUCAUUCAGCAACGUCUCACUCAGUGGAUGAAAAUCAGCUGCCAAACAGAAUAUUUCCAUUACUACCUCAUGUUUUUGCUACAAACUGUAAUUCUGGUUCGUUUGUGGCUCAGAGCUCCUGGGUCCACUGCGUCUGUUUUGUAUCUGUAACCCCAAGAUGACACUGGUGUAAUUAGGCAGCAGCCCCUCAAACGCCCAGCCUGCUCCAGUUUAUGCUUCUCCUUAGGUUGCCGUGUUAAUAUGGAUGAGGCAGUUUGCAGAAACUCUGGAGGGGGAGAGGAGUUUGCUGGAAGGCUGCCUCUGAAGAUGAGAGGAUCGACUCCACCAACCACAGGGGAGAGGAGAUGUACUGGUUAGUACUACUCACAGGAGACAAACCAAGUGGCCAACUUCCAGAUGUUCUAAAAUAAAACUAAGGAUUUAAACAC